Erigeron canadensis is the source of this 1057-nucleotide messenger RNA. RefSeq lists its product as uncharacterized. NCBI's taxonomy places the organism in Eukaryota, Viridiplantae, Streptophyta, Magnoliopsida, Asterales, Asteraceae. The transcript has a single exon. Bases 160 to 903 code for a protein of 247 amino acids. The record is from RefSeq and is a predicted model, not a curated record.
UCAUCUAUAAAUUACAAACUACAUUCCAUUGAAUAUUUAGCAGUUGAACCAAAUCUUUCACACAAAACCUUCAUUUUAUCCUUCAUUUCUUUCCAAGUUUAUCAAAAUUAAAACCAUUCAUAACUACCUUAAUUUCCAAAAACAAAUUAAAAACGACAUAUGGCUUUCAUAUGUGGAUCUCAUGCCAACCAAGAAGAAGACGAUUUUGAAGUAUUUUUUUCAGUUCCAUCAACUCCUCAAAGAAAACCAACAAGAAGACAUAGCUUUUGUAGUAGAAGCAACAAGGAAAACAAUAAGAACCCGUAUUCGAACCGUGGGCUAGAUAAAUUUGAAGCUCUUUUGGCGGAUCUUGAUGGGAAGAGACAAAAGAUUUAUACACAAAAAGGGUCCGAAGAUAUAUCAUUAGUUCGGUUUGUGUAUUCAAGUUCUAGUGAUGUAAAACCAAUUAUUGUCAAGGUCAAAAAUCAAAAAAAGCAAGACAAAGAUCAAAAAAAGCAAGACAAAGAUCACAACAUUAAGCUAGAAAACACGAAAUUGUCUAUAUUACCUCCUAAACAUCACGGUGAAGCUAGGAACACGUCUAGAGAUAUGGUAAUAAUGCAACAAGGAAAAUCUUGGUAUAGUGUUGAUCAAUUGAGUAAGAAGUUUGGUGAAUGGUGGAAGCCUUGGUAUAGUUUACCUCUUUUCGUGAUUUUGGUUUUGGUGUUUUUGAUUUUUUUUGGACGGUCUGUCGCGAUUUUGUGCACUUCUUUAGGAUGGUAUCUAGUGCCCAUGAUUAACGAGAGAUCCGAUAACAUGAAAAAACCGAAGAAAAAUAUGAAGAAAGAGUACUCGAGAAAAGCUAGCGAGAAGAUCGUUACGUCUCCAAGAAGUGUUCUUAACAAUAAUGGGUUAAUUAGUUGAUGAAUUUUGAAAAUUUGUUCGAUUGAGAUCCAAGAUUAACUUAAUUAACAUGUGUUUCUUCUUGAUUUUUUUUUUUUUUUUGAAUCUUUUGUUGCCAAUUUUGAACGAUAUGGACGAUGGAUCCAUGUACAUAUUUUAGUUUAUUUGUUUAUUA